UUUUAGAUCGUCAUGGAAUUAUUCUCUGAUCUCAACAUAAUGUGUCCAAAAGCUGGACAAGAAGAUGUGUACUACAAGCUGUGUCUCCAGUUAGGAUAUCGGACAAUAGCUUUUAAUCAUGUUAUUGACAUGUCUCAAGCUCUAGUGAAAAAUCAGCUGAAGCUUCCAAAGUGCAACCUUAAAAAGUGUGAUGACCUGCAAGUUUUACAUAGGAUAACCUUGGUGUGUUCAGAUCCUAGCCAUCUGAGAGCUCUUAAAAAUCCACAGCUCAAGAAGUUCGACAUUAUAGCACUCAGUCCUAAAUCAGAAGAACUUCUCUCGCAGAGUAUCUCGAAUUUCCCUAAUAGUUUUCAAAUUUUGUCUUUGGACUUUACUCAGAAACUGCCAUUUCGACUGAAGCAUACUCAUCUUCAUCCAUGUAAACUUAACAAUGUUGUGUUUGAAAUCUGCUAUGUUUCUGCCAUUAAAGACUCAUCAAGUUGCAGAAAUACUGUUUCAAACAGCAAGGAUUUAAAUUGGUCAUCAAGAGGGAGAGGAUUUAUUAUUUCAUCAGGAGCUGAGGAUCCUCUAUUUCUCAGAGGACCAUACGAUGUGAUAAAUUUGGUAACUCUGUUUGGUAUCGAGUUUAAGUCUGCAAAGGCAGCUAUCUCAACGAAUUGUGAGAUUGUGUUUCUCAAAGGAUUAACAAGAACUCAAACUUUUAAUGGUAUUUUGCAAAAGAAUGAACUGGCAACUAUUGAGGAUAGCAUUAUAGCAUUUCCAAAGCAACUCAUACUAACAGAAACAUCAGAGCAGCCAAGUUUAAGUAAAAAACUUAAAACAGUAUUAUAGUUUUUAAUUAUAUUUAGUUGUUUAACUUGAGUUUUAAUUUUUAACUAUUGUGUAAUGUGUUUGGUAAAUUAUGAUGCU
Bolinopsis microptera is the source of this 909-nucleotide messenger RNA. RefSeq lists its product as uncharacterized. The transcript is spliced from 5 exons. Gene Ontology annotation, cellular component: nucleolar ribonuclease P complex. The coding region runs from base 13 to 831 and encodes 272 amino acids. NCBI's taxonomy places the organism in Eukaryota, Metazoa, Ctenophora, Tentaculata, Lobata, Bolinopsidae. The record is from RefSeq and is a predicted model, not a curated record. Gene Ontology annotation, biological process: tRNA processing. Gene Ontology annotation, molecular function: RNA binding.